This is a messenger RNA of Zerene cesonia (dogface butterfly), 2837 nucleotides long. RefSeq names its product netrin receptor unc-5-like. The transcript is spliced from 10 exons. The record is from RefSeq and is a predicted model, not a curated record. NCBI's taxonomy places the organism in Eukaryota, Metazoa, Arthropoda, Insecta, Lepidoptera, Pieridae. The coding region runs from base 111 to 1733 and encodes 540 amino acids.
CCUCGGGCUCUCAAGGGGGAUGGACGUGUUGUCGUUUUAGUGUUUCGCGUCGAAAUUACGUUAUCGGAUUUUGGUGAUAGGAUGUCAUAGUGUUUGUGUUGUUUUUGUUUAUGUGUAUGUCUAUAGUGAUGUGUGUUGAAAGAUAUGUGUUUAGAAUUAUACUUGUAAUGAGUGUUUCUAUAGGAAAAGUUACAAAUGGAGGUUCAGAGGAAACGACGGAAAAAGAAACGCGGCCGGAGUACAUCCAUCCAGACGGUCUGUUGAACUUUGACCCCUACCUCUCGGAUUUCAAGCACGAUGUCGAAGAGGACGAUUACAUCCCCAUACCUGAAAACGACGAGACGACAGACGGCCGACCGAUAUUCCUGCUAGAGCCAAAAAACUCCUACGUUUUGCGCACUAAACCGGCGACCCUCCUGUGCAGGGCUGCCAACGCACUACAAGUCUACUUCAAAUGUAACGACGUUAGGGUUGAGAAAACAGUGCAAUUGGAACACGUGGACCCGCAUAAUGGAGUCAGGGUUGUCGAGGCUGAGUUAAAUGUGACGAGGAAUGAAAUUGAUGAUUAUUUCGGCGGGAAAUUCGGGUGCGAGUGCUACGCGUGGAAUAGCAAAGGCCGGAUCCGGAGCCAGGCGGCGUUUAUUGAGUAUGCAUAUAUAAAGAAGCAAUUCGUACAGUACCCCCAAUCGCUGACCCUCGAAGCUGGUAGACAGGCUACCUUCCGCUGCAUACCACCACCAGCAGCCCCUCCCGCCACCAUAAAGUGGAUGAGGAAUGGAGUUCCUGUGGAUGCUACUGACGAAAUGCUGGUUCUGCCUAAAGUUAAAUUACAGGAUAUGGCGAACUACACAUGCGUAGCGGAGAACAUAGCUGGCCGAAGAGAGUCAGACACCGCUGUUUUGUCUGUCUACGUAAACGGCGGUUGGUCAGAAUGGUCUCCGUGGAUGCCUUGUCGGUGUGGUGCUCAGAGCAGUGGUAGACGAAGAACCAGGAUCUGCUCAGAGCCGGCUCCAGCCAACGGAGGUGCCCCAUGCCGUGGUCCAUCUUCACAGAAUGACGACGAUUGUGUCAGAUGUCAAAAUGGAUCUUGGUCACCCUGGAGUGCCUGGUCUUCUUGUGGUGAGGAUUGUGUCCGUGUAAGACGGAGACAAUGUAUCGGAUCCUGUACUGGGUCCACAUUACAGCAUGCCGCGUGUGUUGACGGCCUGUGUUCUAGUGGUAUACAUCUAUACAAGAACAACCUCACGCUCUAUGUAGGCAUCGGUAUCACGGUCGCCAUGUUAGCGGCGGGAGCUGUCAUACUAUACGUAUGGUGCAAAUACAGAAACAGGCCUGGGUAUAGCGCAGCAAGAACCGGUAUGCCGAAGACAUAUUCUCGAGAUAAAGGAAGUACGGGGCCGGAUUUAACCAGGACAUGCAACGAGUAUUGGAUGCAAGCUCCAGACAAUCAGUAUGAUAUGCCCCAGAUGAGGAAUAGCUAUUCGUCCCCAUUCGGUAAUCGGACCCAACAUUCGAGUAACCACUAUGAGAUGAAGCCCUACAGCCCCUCUGGUGACUCCGCUUCUAGCUGCUACACUAACUCGCGAACAAUGACGUCACACUCGAGCGAAUGCUCGCAGCUCGCUGAACUGGUGACGUCAUCGCGCUCGCCGUCAAAGGUCGACGUUGCGGUCAGCCUGCCGCCCGGCGCUGACGCUUACCGCGAUAGAAUAUGCCUGACUAUUGUUAAAUAAAUAUUGUAAUUUUUUACUUCAAAUGUUGUUGAUCGUGUUUUAUUUUAGUAUGUGGCCCGACGACAUGGUUUCGUUUAAUUUGUAUGGAAUUAGGUUUAGUUUUCAGGGCAAGUGGUAAGCAAAAUUGAAUGGAAAAUUAUGGAAAAUUGCUAAGAACAUUUGCAUUUGGAUCAAUUAAUAUAGACAAUGUAGUAAAUAUUAAUACGAAAUCUAAUAAUUCAGUUCUUUAUAUCAUAUACAUAUAUCAAUUUUAUUUAUUAACUUACAUUUAUAAGUGGUCCGUUAAUGCCAUUUCCAAAAUGUUAAAAGGAAAUAAAUAGGUUAUUAUAAUCAUAUAAAUAUAAUAAAAGAUUCAUUAUACAAAUCACCAGAUAUUCAAUUUAUUAUUAUGUAAUUCGUUGGUCAGUCUUUGUCAGUAAAUUUGAUAUUAGCAGCUGACAACUGUUAAUUAAAUGUCGAAAACUUAAUAAGGUAGGCGGGAAAAUGUUAAUAAUUAGUAAAAUGAACUGAGUAAAUAUGAAGAGUAUUAUACAUUAAGAAAUUUAAGAUUUUUUUAACAGAUUCUAAUUCAGUUUCCGCGUGACCACGCUCGCUAUGAAAUGUUCGAACUGUCAAGUAAAUAAUAUAAAUAGUAAAACGCGUUUUAAAUCUGUUAAAGAGGAUUUAUUUCCAAAAGUAAAUAAUUAAAUUGAUUGAACAUCUUUGUAAAUACAUUCGCUGUGGACUUGUGUUUUUGUACGAAAGCAAAGAUUUAAUUAUAUGAGUUAUAUAUAUUAUUGAACCCCUGUUGCAAUUAAAUGAUAUUUCAAUAAACGUCAUAUUGUAUCUGUCUUAUCAGUCAUGUAGUAUUUUAUACAAUUGAUUCAAAUCAAAUUUAAUUUAAUUUUAUACUAAUUUAUUGUUACUUUUAAACUAACAGCAACUGUAUUUAAAUUGUUUUAGUUGUAAUUUUGGGAUAAUUAAUUGAUAAUUUUAGACGCUUCUCGCUUGAAUAAAAAUGUUAAUUUCUUUAAGACUGAAAUAAUGAGCUGAUGCCAAUUAAGCGUUUUGUCUUUUAUACAAAUAUUGUUCUUUGUAGUAAUUUUGUACAUAAUGUAUUUAAAC